This is a messenger RNA of Closterium sp. Yama58-4, 1254 nucleotides long. NCBI's taxonomy places the organism in Eukaryota, Viridiplantae, Streptophyta, Zygnematophyceae, Desmidiales, Closteriaceae. The record is from the annotation of a GenBank genome assembly.
AUGCUAGUAAAGGGGGUGUUCAGAUCAGUGAGCAACUCAGCUGACAAGUCCCAUCUUGCAUCCCCACUGAGAUCGCCUCAUCUUCCCGUUUGUCCUCAUCUUUUGUCCUCAUCGUUUGUCCUCAUCUUCCCGUUUGUCCUCAUCUUCCCGUUUGUCCUCAUCGUUUGUCCUCAUCUUCCUGUUUGUCCUCAUCUUCCCGUUUGUCCUCAUCGUUUGUCCUCAUCGUUUGUCCUCAUCUUCCCGUUUGUCCUCAUCUCCCCGUUUGUCCUCAUCUUCCCGUUUGUCCUCAUCUUCCCGUUUGUUCUCAUCUUCCCGUUUGUCCUCAUCUUCCCGUUUGUCCUCAUCUUCCCGUUUGUCCUCAUCUUCCCGUUUGUCCUCAUCUUCCCGUUUGUCCUCAUCUUCCCGUUUGUCCUCAUCUUCCCGUUUGUCCUCAUCUUCCCGUUUGUCCUCAUCUUCCCGUUUGUCCUCAUCUUCCCGUUUGUCCUCAUCUUCCCGUUUGUCCUCAUCUUCCCGUUUGUCCUCAUCUUCCCGUUUGUCCUCAUCUUCCCGUUUGUCCUCAUCUUCCCGUUUGUCCUCAUCUUCCCGUUUGUCCUCAUCGUUUGUCCUCAUCUUCCCGUUUGUCCUCAUCUUCCCGUUUGUCCUCAUCGUUUGUCCUCAUCUUCCCGUUUGUCCUCAUCUUCCCGUUUGUCCUCAUCGUUUGUCCUCAUCUUCCCGUUUGUCCUCAUCUUCCCGUUUGUCCUCAUCGUUUGUCCUCAUCUUCCCGUUUGUCCUCAUCUUCCCGUUUGUCCUCAUCUUCCCGUUUGUCCUCGUCGUUUGUCCUCAUCUUCCCGUUUGUCCUCAUCGUUUGUCCUCAUCGUUUGUCCUCAUCGUUUGUCCUCAUCGUUUGUCCUCAUCUUCCCGUUUGUCCUCAUCGUUUGUCCUCAUCGUUUGUCCUCAUCUUCCCGUUUGUCCUCAUCGUUUGUCCUCAUCUUCCCGUUUGUCCUCAUCGUUUGUCCUCAUCGUUUGUCCUCAUCUUCCCGUUUGUCCUCAUCGUUUGUCCUCAUCUUCCCGUUUGUCCUCAUCGUUUGUCCUCAUCUUCCCGUUUGUCCUCAUCGUUUGUCCUCAUCGUUUGUCCUCAUCGUUUGUCCUCAUCUUCCCGUUUGUCCUCAUCGUUUGUCCUCAUCGUUUGUCCUCAUCGUUUGUCCUCAUCGUUUGUCCUCAUCGUUUUUCACACUUCAAGCUCCCCUCCUCCCGUUUCUUCCAUUGGUGUUAUAG